Messenger RNA from Aspergillus calidoustus, 858 nucleotides. The record is from the annotation of a GenBank genome assembly. Lineage: Eukaryota; Fungi; Ascomycota; Eurotiomycetes; Eurotiales; Aspergillaceae.
AUGCUUUACCUUGUGGGACUCGGUCUUGCGGACGAAACCGAUAUUACCGUCCGAGGCUUGGAGGUGGUGAAAAGGGCUGAACGGGUUUACCUCGAAGCAUACACCAGCAUUCUGCUUGUCGACAAAGCGAGAUUAGAAGCUUUCUAUGGACGAGAAGUUAUUGAAGCCGACCGAGAGCUCGUCGAGACUGGUAGCGACGAUAUCCUUGCGAAUGCGGACAAGGUCGAUGUAGCUUUUCUCGUGGUCGGAGAUCCCUUCGGAGCUACGACGCAUACCGACCUCGUACUCCGCGCGCGCGAGCUAGGAAUCGAAUCGAAAGUUAUCCCUAACGCAUCGAUUAUGUCCGGCAUCGGCUGUACGGGUCUACAGCUGUACAAUUUCGGACAAACAGUAAGCAUGGUAUUCUUCACAGAGACUUGGAAACCGUCCUCCUACUAUGACCGAGUCAAGGAGAACGUGCAGCUCGGGCUGCAUACUCUGGUUCUACUGGACAUCAAGGUCAAGGAACAAUCCCUGGAGAACAUGGCGCGAGGACGCUUGAUCUACGAACCCCCGAGGUACAUGACGGUUGCACAAUGCGCCAGUCAGAUGCUCGAAACCGAAGAAGAGCGCAAGGAGGGUGUUUGGGGCCCAGACAGUCUCGCCGUGGGUGCCGCCCGAGUUGGAGCAGCCGAUCAGAAAUUGGUCGCAGGAACACUGUCAGAGUUGAGCCAGGUCGACAUGGGCCGACCGCUACACAGUCUGGUUCUCUUGGGUCGGAGAGCGCAUGACUUGGAAAAGGACUAUAUUCGACAAUUCGCAGUGGACGGGGCUACGUUUGACGCGGGCUGGCAGAAAGGCGGAUAUGGGUCCAAUUAA